This is a messenger RNA of Talaromyces marneffei, 1209 nucleotides long. RefSeq lists its product as uncharacterized. The transcript has 3 exons. NCBI's taxonomy places the organism in Eukaryota, Fungi, Ascomycota, Eurotiomycetes, Eurotiales, Trichocomaceae. The coding region runs from base 1 to 1209 and encodes 402 amino acids. Gene Ontology annotation, molecular function: aspartic-type endopeptidase activity. The record is from RefSeq and is a predicted model, not a curated record. Gene Ontology annotation, biological process: proteolysis.
AUGGUUAACUCUAACUCUAAGACUAUUAUAUGUGCUUUGGCUCUCUUAGCCCUCGCUGCUUCUACCUCCACCUUUAGUAAUCGUUUCUCGAUCAACCAAGUUCCUAUUAAUAUUUCUCGUGUCCACCCAGCCGCUAUAUACGCCAGGGCUCAUACUAAAUAUGGUGUUCAUAUUCCUGAUUAUAUCACCUUAGCUGCUAGGUCUGGUAACCCUGAUGUGGCUGACUCUGUUUUCGCUAAUCCCUAUCUUACUGAUGUUACAUACCUUUCUCCCAUUAAAGUUGGUAAUGACGAGUUAUUGGUUAGCUUUGAUACUGGUUCUUCUGACUUCUGGGUUAAGACUAGUGCCACCCCUUAUGCUGGAUCUCGUGUCUAUAAUCCUAGCACUGGUAUAUUGCUGCCAAAUUAUUACUGGCAUGUUACAUAUGCUGAUGGCACCGCCGUUGGAGGCACGGUAUAUAAAGAUGAAGUUAUGGUCGGCAAUAUUAGGUGCUCUAACCAGGCUAUUGAGAUAGCUGACUCUCUUAUUGCAUCAGAGAUGGUUACAAAGUAUGUAACAGAUGGUAUAAUGGGAUUUGGCUUCCUUGAGUUGAAUAAGGUACAACCUAUACCACAGCUUACUUUUUUUGAAAAUGUUAAGGCGACCCUUGAUAUACCAGUCUUCGCAGCUUAUCUCAGGCAUCUAACCCCUGGUAGCUUCGAUUUUGGCUACAUUGACCCCCACAAAUACACUGGGCAGAUCAGCUAUAUAGGUGUUGAUCGUAGUCAAGGAUUCUGGAAUAUUUCCUUGGAUGGAUUCUCUGUUGGUUCUGUUUAUUCUGUUUUUUAUCCCUUCUAUGUUAUACUUGAUACUUGUACUUCUCUUCUCCUCCUUGAGGACUAUAUUAUUGGCAGGUACUACACCCAUAUUACCACAGCUUAUUAUGCUUAUGAGCAUGGUGGAUGGGUCUUUGAUUGCAGGGAAGAUAUUCCUUCCUUCAGUCUUAAGGUUGGUGCAUAUGAGGCUGUCGUUCCGCCUGAAUACAUCAGGUAUACUCACCUUGGUGGUAACGUUUGCUUUGGUGGUAUCCAGCGCAGCCUACACCCGGGCUACAAUAUUCUCGGUACUACAUUCCUUAAGACCCAGUUCGGGCAGUCAAGCCCUCACCGAGAACGUGCGAGACGUGAAGAUAUUCCCGAGUAUCGGACAGGCGCUGAGCAUGACACCUAA